Molecule: messenger RNA, 803 nt
Organism: Sinocyclocheilus grahami
Lineage: Eukaryota; Metazoa; Chordata; Actinopteri; Cypriniformes; Cyprinidae
Product: protection of telomeres protein 1-like
Exons: 6
Coding region: 150-737 (195 amino acids)
Biological process (GO): regulation of telomere maintenance via telomerase; telomere capping
Cellular component (GO): nuclear telomere cap complex
Molecular function (GO): G-rich strand telomeric DNA binding; telomerase inhibitor activity
Source: RefSeq, a predicted model, not a curated record
UUUUUUUUGUAUGUGACAGGGAAGAUGUUCCCGAUGACAGCGCUGUUGCUAAAGUCUUUCGGGAGUCAGCGAAAGACAACCAACCUUGCGAUGAGCAGUGGGCCGCCACUUCAUCAGCAAGUUCUAGAGAGCCUGGCAGAGCCAUCUCAAUGCACAUAUCCAGAGACAUGGUGGGGGAAAGCACUCACAUGCAGCUGAUAUUCGUCGAAGGAACGACGCUGGAUGAGAUUUGUGUGUUAUCACGGGAUUACAAAAACCUGGUUCCCGUGAGAUCAGUGAACGGCAGGAUGACUCUGAUGGAUCUCACAGCUCCAUUCCUGUUCUCUGGAGACAAAAGAUAUUACGGGUGUAAGCAGUGUUCUCUGAACACAUUUCAAAACCCUGUGUUUGCUGGAGUGGAGACGUGGGAUGAACAGGCAGUCGCUGAAGCUCUGGGAGUUCAGCUAAUGCAGUACAGAUUGUUAAUCCAGUUUGAACUGGAGGACCAGACCGACACAUUAGAGGCUCUGCUGUGGGAAAACGCUGAGAGGUUCUUCCAUGUUUCUGCUGUAGAUGCUUCAGGCAGUCAGGAUUUGCAGGACAAGAUUCAGACCAUCAUGGACACAAUUCAACCACCAGACAGCAGUUUGGAGGAGCGUCCAUGGCUGGAUCUUUGUGUCUCUGUCUACACUGUAAAGGACAACGACAGAAAUAGAGUUUGCUAUCAGAUCACUAACACCGAAAUUAAAGAAGAAUAGAGAAGUUAUGGACAUUUUGAUUAAAAGUAAAGAAAUCAUACAUGACCACCUGUGAUGAACAAGAAA